Molecule: messenger RNA, 1314 nt
Organism: Stylonychia lemnae
Lineage: Eukaryota; Ciliophora; Spirotrichea; Sporadotrichida; Oxytrichidae
Source: the annotation of a GenBank genome assembly
AUGAAAGUCCUAAGCAAUUCGGAUAAGCCUGAAUAUUUUGAAACUCAGAUUAUAUAGAGUAUUAUUAAAUUCAAAUGGUAGUAGUACACUCUUGCCUACUACAAGACUUAAUUUUACGUCUAUCUGAUAUUUUUGACAACUUUUUUGAUCGAUAUUUUAUACACCACUUACUCUUUAAAGAGCUACAACGAUUAAGUUAAAUUGAAAGUAGAUGAUUAAUUGGAUCUUAAGUUACAGGAUUAUUUGCCAAAUAUCUACGUUUAAAUUUCAAUGAAAACUAUAUGCGGCUUAGUGUUAAUUUAUUUUCUGAUUCAUGAAAUAAGGCAGUUAAGAAUUCAGAGGGGUAAUUACUUUUAAGAUAUUUGGAAUUACUUUGACUUUUCUCAUAUUGUUAUCUUCAUAUGUUUUUGUAUUCUUGAAUUCACAAAUGAAGAUUCUGAUUUACUAAUCUUGAAUAAGGUUCUAUUAAUAAUUUUGUCAUUCAUGAAACUUUUCUAUUUUUUGAGGAUUUACGAUGGCUUCAGUUUCCUUGUUUAAAUGAUGGCUGGAGUCUUUAAAGACCUAAAAUAUUUUAUUAGUUUCUUCCUGAUUUUCAUAACAUUAUUCGGCAUGAUUUUCCUAGUUUUGUUCAAGGCUGAUUCAAUAGAUGAAUACAAUGGUGUAAAUGGAAUAGCAUAUUUCCUGAUGGCUUUUAGAAUAUCAUCUGGAGAUUUUUAAUUAGAUGAUUAUCAGUAAUAAGAAAAUACACUAGUUAUUUUCUCUUGGAUUUUGUGGAUAUUUGCUGUUAUUACUCUAAAUAUUGUUUUUAUGAAUUUCAUCAUUGCUGUGAUCUCUGAAUCGUAUGAGAAAGUUAUGUAAAAGCUCAUUUCUGAAUCUUAUAAAGUAAAAGUUCAUAUGAUUGCCGAAAGAGAAGAAAUUUUUUCAUCAACGGAGAUAAAUAGAAAGGACUACUUUCCAAACUAUAUAGUUGUUAGAAGAUAAAUCAACAACGAAACAAACGAUGCUGGAGAAUGGCAAGGAUUUAUUAAGGAUCUUAAGUAAACAAUUAGAAAAACUGCAUCUAAAUCUAAAAGUGAAAUAAUUUCUACUCAUUCAUCAGAGCUCUCAAACCUUAAAAAAUAAAUUGAUAGACUCCAGAAAGAGGAUUUUGUUUAAUUAAAGUAAGAGAUAAAAUAAGAUAUUGAAUAGAAAGUUUAGGGAAUUAGAGGUGAUUUGGAUGCCCUUAAAGAAAAAAAUUAGGGUGAUAUGGAUUUUUUAAAGGCUUCAAUUUCCUAAAUACUACAAAAGCUUAAUAAUUAAUCAGCUGAUAUUUGA